This is a messenger RNA of Oreochromis aureus, 5388 nucleotides long. It is a transcript of the gene cgnb, whose product is annotated as cingulin b. The coding region runs from base 206 to 3808 and encodes 1200 amino acids. NCBI's taxonomy places the organism in Eukaryota, Metazoa, Chordata, Actinopteri, Cichliformes, Cichlidae. The record is from RefSeq and is a predicted model, not a curated record. The transcript has 21 exons. Gene Ontology annotation, cellular component: myosin complex.
GUGCUGGCAACAGGUUGUACUGGUAGCAGGGGAGAGUUACCCCUAUGUUAUCGGUUCACUAAGUAGCACCUUCUCAUCCCACCAGCACUGUUCAGCGCUGCUGCUGCUUGAAGGACUGUCAAAUGCAAGAUCCGUAAGUGAGGAGGAUCAUUCAGCAUAAGGAUCAUUUUUACAGGCUGCUUGCACCAAAAACCAGGAAGUGAGCAUGAGUAGCCUGUCUGCUGACAGGAAGACGCCCGUGGAUCAUGGCGUUCAGAUCCGCUUCAUCAAAGACCUCCAUGACACAGGCGGCGGUUAUCCUGAUAAAUCCAGGGGAAACAACAGUGCGGCGACUCCUUCCAACAAAUAUGGCGUGGCAGUGAGGGUUCAGGGAAUCUCUGGGCAGCCUUACGUGGUCCUGAAGGAUGGAGAGAAAGGCGACUCAUACGGAGUUCAGUUAAAAACCCCCACCUCCAGCUCGGGGACACCGUCACCGUACAACAGCCUUCCAAAAAUUAAUAAAGUUCCGAAAGAAUUCUUAAAUCCCUACACACCUGUUGAUAACUCAUCACAGUCCCCUGUUUCCCCAGCAGAGGAUGAGGAUGGGGAAAUUUUUGGGAGCCCUCUCAAAAGACCUCCAGGGGAUGGUCAAGCAGGGACACAAGGGGAGGAGGAGAAUGGGAUGGGCAGAGAAAAACGGGUAGAGAAGCCAAAAGCUGAACCCCUACUCAAAGCGAGACCUAGUGAAACAGAGAAAAACACAGACUGGACAAGUGAAGGAACAUAUAACGAAGCAGGACUUAAACCUGUCAAAUUUAACCCUGUGGGACCCAGAGGGGUAAACCAAACUGGCUCUGGUUUCACCGGCUCUUUGGGGAGGUACAGUGAUAAGAAACCAAAUCCAAAUUCUUUGUCACAGUCAUUCCCCGAACCUCCAGCAUCGACCGACGAGGAGCCUGUCCCUGUAAUCGACACCAACUCCCUGGCUCCCAUCAACAAGCUCAUCAGUAAGUUCAACAGUGGAACACCAGGUAGCGCCCAACAGACCAGAGGGCGCUCUGGAGCGAGGCAGCGGCUCAGACUUGAAGAGCGCAGAAGGUCCAGGAGUCUUGACGCCCGAAAAGAUGCUGAGCCGGAAGUUUCCCUCCCCUCUCCAACUCCAAAUCCCUACGCUUCACCCCAGUUUACCUCCUCCAGCAUUGAGCUCAAGAUCCAGGCUACUCCAGCAAGUAGCAGCCUCGGAAAGAGCCCUCCAUCUGUUGCCAAGGUGACAGCUUUCGAGGCUCCCAAGACAAAUUUCAAGUUACCAGAGAAGUUUACUGCCAAGAGCACGCCUCCAACUAUAGCAAAAAAGCCUGAGACACUUCCUAGAAGUCAAAGUGCAGAGAUCAUGGGUGGGGGAGAGACUCCAAUCAAGCAAACUAGCUUCAACAUCCUGAAAAACAGCAUCGGUGACAGUGAAGGAUUCCUUAAACCAAAAGUCAGUCCCAUUGCUGAAACAACCGGCAGCUUAAAGAAGGGAGGAUCUGAUGGAAGCCUCAAAACAGGGAAUCUUGAGGAACUUCAGGAGCAAAUCAAACGCCUCAAAAAAGAACUGCAGCAAGCCCAGGAAGAACUGGCCGAGGAGCGUAUCGCAAGAGAAAUCGCAGAAUCACGUCUGCACAUGCUGGAAGAUCAGCUAGCUGAGCUUCAGGAAGAACUGAGGAGGGUUUCCGAAAACUCAUCUCAUUCAGACUCGAUGCAGACGGAUGUGGCCGCUCUGCAGGCCCAGCUGGCUGAGGCCACCGUGCUGCGCCAGCGUCUAGAAGAUACGCUACACCAGCGAGAGCGGGAGUUGACAGCCCUGAAGGGGGCACUAAAGGAGGAGGUGGAGUGCCACGACAAAGAGAUGGAGAGUCUAAGGGAGCAGUACAGCCAGGAUAUGGAGGACCUGAGAAAAACCAUGGAGCAGUUCACACAGUCUCAGGAGCAGAUCAUAGAGGAGAGGGAGAGGGUGAAUGCCUCCGUGUUGACGCUAGAGCAGGAGCUGGAGAGCUGCAGAGAUCAGGGAGAGCAGUGGAAGACGGAGCUGAAGGCCACCACGCAGGAGCUGCAAAAGACCAAAGAGGACAGGAACGAGGCGAACCCCAGCAGCCAAACCUUGCAAAAAUCUCAUUUGGAAAAGGAAGAUUUGGAGGGUGAGCUAAAGGAUCUUCAGGAUUCAUUGCUUGCCAAGAAGAAACAAACGCCUGCGUCUGAUGAUAACCGUUCUUUAGCAGAGGAGCUUCGGUGUUGCCAUAACGACCUGAAGAGGGCUCGCACCGAUCUGGACAAACAAAGGGGUCAGCUGGACGAGAAAAUCGAGGCACUUCAAGCUCUGAAGAAGGCGAGCGGAGAGAAAGAGGCCGAGCUUCAGUCCGAGAUCAGAAAGUUGAAGGAGCAAUUUCAGAAAGACAAGACUGAGCUGGAAAAGGCACUCGAGAAGGCAAAGGAGUCGUCAGCUGGUGCAGGAAGUACUGUGGUGGACCACGGCAGCAACAACCUGGAGCUCCAAGAGACAAACAAUCGCCUGAAGGAGAGGCUGGCCCGCAUGACAAAGCUUCACUCCAGCAUGCCUCGGAGCCCGGAGGACGAGGAUGCCGUGGAAGCCUUGGAGGAUGAGAACCGCUUCCUGAAGUCUCAGCUGGAGGAGGCCAAGAGAGGAGCCGGCCGACUGAGCAAGGAGAGGGACGAGCUGGUCCGACGGUUGGAGGACCGAGACAUGGAGAGGGAGGCGCUGAGGAGGGGCAAAAGCGAACUGGAGGAGCAGAAGAGACAGCUGGAUCGGGCAGUUGAAAAGCUUAACAAAGAGGUGGAGAUGAUGAUGGGAGAUUCUCGUCACUCGGUAACCAACCUGCAGAUACAGUUUGAUGAAUACAGGGAACGCUCGAGGAAGGACCUGCUGGAGGCGCAGCGCAGCAGUAAGGACAGGCUGGCCGAGCUGCAGAGGGCUCAGACCAACCUGAAGGCCCAGCAAGAAGAGGUUUCUCGUCUGAAGAAGGAGCUGCUGACGUGCAGUGAGGAGAGAGACAGCGCUCAGCUGGAGAGAGACCUGCUCAACAACCGCCUCAAACACUUGGAGAGCGAGUUCGAAGCAGAAAAGAGCACGCACACUGACCGUGCCCGGGAGGUCAGAGGCCUGGAGGAUAAAAUUAAAACCCUGGAGAUCGAGCUGGAUGAGGAGAAGAGUAAUGUGGAGCUUUUGAACGAUCGCAUUACCAGAAGCCGAGAUCAGGUUGACCAGCUUCGUUCAGAGCUCAUGCAGGAGCGUUCAGCCAGACAUGACCUGGAAAUGGACAAGAGUGCACUGGAGAGACAGAUGAAGGAACUAAAGUCUCGAGUGGCAGACAUGGAGGGACAGCCUCGACCCUCGGCUGGAAUCACACUUCUAGAAACCAAAAUUCAAGAGUUAGAGGAGAAACUACACAGUGAAGAAAGAGAGAAGGCCACUAUCCAGGCUUCUCAGAGGCGGACGGAGAGAAAGCUGAAGGAGCUAAACGCCACAUUAGACCAGGAGAGAAGCCAGCACGUUGAGCAGAGAGAUCAGUUGACGCUGCGCGUGAAGGCCUUGAAACGUCAAGUCGACGAGAGCGAGUUAGAGGUGGAGCGCUUGGAGGGAGUCCGCCGUAAAGUUCUCAGGGACUUGGAAGAGCAGCGGGAGCUGCAGGAAGCACUGCAGGCUAAAGUGACAACGCUGGAGAGUGAAUUAAAGCGGAAGUCGCAGCAGACACAUCGCUCGACUCUGGCCUCCUCUGCUCUAAGCUCUGAGGACGAGGACGGUUUCUAUGACAGCAAAAUCUCCUCUGAAUGAGAGUCCUGAACGAGAGCGACCCACAAACCUCCAACUGCUAAAUGACAAUGACUACUAGCAUGACAAGACCACAAAACUUUUUUACUCUUCAGCAUAAACAGAUUUUCUUGUAUGAGGUUCCACUUGUGCCAAAAUUAUGUUUCCCUUGUGUCUUUUCAACUUUGAGCUUUAAACCUGCCGUGUUGCUGCGCUUUCCAAUACUGUGCAGAAAGAUUAUCUGAAAAUUUCAUGUAGCCAGCGCAUUCUCAGAAUGUCAACAAACCACUGAAGCUGUGUCUGAAACCAAAUCCAGAACACAGCUUGUGUAACUGGGGUUUUGCCAUCAGUGGGACAUUUGUCGGCUGUCAAACGACAGGGAGAUGACAGCAACGCAAAAGGACGACAUAACAAAACAAAAGGGAGCACGACAAGUCAGAACAGCAUCAAACAACAGCGGUCAAACAGCAAGAUGUUUCAACUGAAACGGCGUGACGUGACCAUAAUUUUGGCACAUAAUGAGCCUCGUAUGUGCACAGAAAUGUAUUCAAGUCCUCAGUUUUGUGAAGUCACUUGCGCCUCUCAGUUGGUUUUAUUUUCAGUUCGGCGGUCCAGUCCAGAGGCGGGCUGCCGUGAUCGUUACACUGCAUUUUUGAGCCUUCCGAUAUGUGAUUACGAUCGCGCCAGUGCUGUCACGUUUUAUCAUUCUCGAUCUUUCGUUUCUCUUUUACAUUGAGAAGAAUUUACAGCUGCUGCAGAUUUCUACCUACUGUGCUUCAACUUGUGUUCUCAAGAAACUUCUUUACUGUGUUUCUACAAUAAUUACAGUUUAUUACGGCGCUAGUAUCUGACAUUGUGGUACCGUUUAUGUUCCCGUCGUACGGUAGAUGUGUAGUUUCAUAUCACAAACCAAGAAACAAAAAGGCUUUGUUUGCUUCUGCAUGUUAAGUUACUUCUUGUCAGUGUUUGAAGCUCUUAGUGUUUCUUUGUGUGCCCAAAGUGAUGUAAUGUUUAGUUUUUUUGUUUUACUUUGAAUGUGACUAUUACAGGCAACUUAAUGUGAGCCUUCAUUUUUACACUGGAUAGCCGUGCAUACCUGAAGAUAAUCAAGUACACGUACAGCACUUUGUAGCUUCAAAGACUAAACUUUUCCCCGUGAUGCUUUUCUACUCCACCCAUCGUAUUUCUCAUGCGGUUUCAUGUGCAUGUCUUCACUCAGAUGCCUUAAAAACGAGACCCAUAUGUUUAUUUUUAUUGCCGCAUGUGUUCUGUUUAUAAGCUGCUGCUGUAAUGAUUUAAAUAGUAUUUUAUAUGCUUGCCUUUGCUUGCGUCUUCCUCUGUUCGCCCCCUGUUGGAAGAGAAGCAGAUUUCCUACUUUUUUUUGCACCUGGUUGUUCUAAACGUUGCUUUUAAUCUCCUAAAAAUAUUUUAUUGGUGUUGUUUAUAACACGUUAAACAUGUUACAUUCGUGACACAUUUGUUUAUACUGGGGUAAUUCAGAAACAAUGGUGUUAACGUUAAGAUGAGUUUAUUAAGCUGACAUAUGGCACAAAACUUUGUAAGGUUCCCAACAUUUUGUGUACAAUAAAAUAAAGAAUACUGAA